GCCGGAAGCUGCCAUGUGUGCGCGCGCGCUGCUGUCGGCGUGUUGACGCUGGGCUCCGGGAGCAGCAGUGAGUUUGAUGAAGCAGCGUGGAUGAUGAGGACGUCAGAGAACAAACCUGCAGCCAACUGAGGGCAAGUGAAGAAGGUCAAACACCUCAUGCGUGGGUGCCGCAGAGGUCCGAGCGGAUACCGGUCAGUCAAACAUGGGUGUGCUCCAGCUUCACAACCCCACUCACUCCAGCAUGCUUUUGCAGAGGGCCAAUCAGAUGCGUCUGACUGGCACGCUUUGUGAUGUCAUCAUCACUGUGGACGGCCAGGAGUUUCCUGCACACCGCACCGUGCUGGCCUGCACGAGCAAAAUGUUUGAGAUCCUGUUUCAUCGCAGCAGCCUGCGCUAUGCCCUGGACUUCUUGUCGCCCAAGACCUUCCAGCAGAUUCUGGAGUACGCCUACACCGCCUCCCUACAGGCCACAGCGGAGGAUCUGGACGACCUGCUGUACGCUGCAGAGAUCCUGGAGAUCGAGUAUCUGGAGGAGCAGUGCCUGAAGGUGCUCGAGACCAUCCAGGCUGAGGAGAGCGAAGCGGUGACCAUGAGGAACCACAGCUCUGGAGACCACAGUGACCACAGCCGGGCCAGACACUGGAGACACGUGUUGAUGUCCAAGAAGCAUUCCACACAGGACGGAGCCAACUGCACCACUCCGGCUGCACUGCACCACUUGGCUCUGUACCACAUGACGGACUGCAGUUCUCCUGCACCGCAGGCUGACGGGACUUUAGAAUCCAGCCCCAAGUUGAACACGGACAUGGCGGGUUCUCAGCAGCAUCAGCUCAGUGCAGCAUUGUCCCGGAUCUCAUCCCUGGACCCAGACAGAAGUAUAAAGACAGAGAUUAUGCAGGUGGACAGUAGUGCCAACAGCUGCAGCAACAGCUCCUCCAGCGCAUCAGACCAGCCCAGAGACGAGGGUCCGGGGACGCCCGUCAGGGGCAGCGUGAUUACCAGCGCUCGAGAGCUGCACACGGGUCAGGAGGACGGAGGACAGAACGCAGCCGACAGUUUCUCUGAGACCACAGAGAAACAUCUGGCCUCCAUUUACUCUGUGCCCUCCAACCACUCGGUGGAGGGGAUGCUGCCCUUGUCAGUCUCAGUGGCCCCAUCCUUGGGUGUGCCGCUGGACCCGAGGUACUACAGCGGACUGCUGCAUCAAGGCCUGCUCCACAGGGAGCUGCUCAGCAGGCUGGGCCACUUCGCAGCAGGAAUGAGGCACGAGGGCUCGCUGUCAGGCCAACACUGCUGCGCAGAGUGUGGACUCCAGCUGCACAGCAGACAGGCCGUGGAGCAGCACAGGAGGCUGCACAGCGAUGAGAAGGGCCACGGCUGUGAAUUCUGUGGUAAACACUUCCAGGACAGCAUGCGGCUGAGGAUGCACAUGUUGUCUCACACAGCUCCUGUGGAGGCGCUGGUGUGCGAUCAGUGCGGAGCCACGUUCUCCUCAGAGGAUGCUCUGGAAGCCCACCGGCAGACGCACACAGGGACUGAUAUGGCGGUGUUCUGUCUGCUGUGUGCAAAGCGCUUCCAGACCCAGAAGGCCCUGCAGCAGCACAUGGAGGUCCAUGCAGGCAUGCACAGCUACAUCUGUAGCCACUGUGAGCGCCCCUUCCCCAGCCACACCACACUCAAAAGACACUUGCGCUCUCACACGGGCGAUCACCCCUUUGAGUGUGAAUUCUGCGGGAGCUGCUUCAGAGACGACGGCACGCUGAGGGGCCAUAAACGAAUCCACACAGGAGAGAAGCCUUACGAGUGCAACGGCUGCGGGAAGAGGUUCAGUCUCAAACACCAGCUCGAGACGCACUACCGUGUACACACAGGUGAGAAGCCAUUCGAGUGCAAGCUGUGUCACCAGCGGUCGAGAGACUACUCUGCGAUGAUCAAGCACCUCCGCACUCACAACGGCGCGUCUCCAUACCAGUGCACCAUCUGCCAGAACUUCUGUCCCAGUCUAGCUGCCAUGCAGAAACACAUGAAGGGCCACAAACCGGAGGAUGUGCCGGCAGACUGGCGGAUAGAAAAGACUUACCUGUAUGUGUGUUACGUCUGAGCAGGACUUGGACGAGAUGCACCCAAAUGCACACGCCUGCUGCUGGGUGAAAAUCUGCAGCUUCGGCGGGUUCUAUAGGGUUCCUCACCGGCCGCUUCGUUUAAUAGGUAUAGCUAAGCACGCUUGUUGUUGCUGAGAAAUGUGUGGUAACAGAUCAGUAUGUAAAAA
Thalassophryne amazonica is the source of this 2269-nucleotide messenger RNA. RefSeq names its product zinc finger and BTB domain-containing protein 16-A-like. Gene Ontology annotation, molecular function: protein binding. The record is from RefSeq and is a predicted model, not a curated record. Lineage: Eukaryota; Metazoa; Chordata; Actinopteri; Batrachoidiformes; Batrachoididae. Gene Ontology annotation, biological process: regulation of cytokine production; regulation of immune system process; negative regulation of transcription by RNA polymerase II. The transcript is spliced from 7 exons. Bases 203 to 2101 code for a protein of 632 amino acids.